UUUUUACUUCAUUUAUGUAUUAAAUAAAACCAAGCUGUAUCAAAUAAGGAUACCUAUAUUUCUCAUUUUAAAAUUUCGAGUUAGAAACAAAGAUACCGUUACAGAUAUGGGUCGCCGUAAAUCCAAACGUAAACCUCCCCCUAAACGGAAAGCAAUUGAGCCUCUGGACCAGCAAUUUAAUUGUCCAUUUUGUAAUCAUGAAAAAUCAUGUGAAGUGAAAAUGGAUCGAGCCAGAAAUACAGCACGAAUACAAUGUCGAGUUUGCUUAGAAGAUUUUCAAACAACAACAAAUGUUUUAUCUGAACCUAUAGAUGUUUAUAAUGACUGGGUAGAUGCUUGCGAAACGGCAAAUUAGAAUAAGUUAGUUAUAAUUAAGUGUAAACUAUGUUACAUCUCAUUUUAUAUUUGUAAUAUAAUAUAAUAUAAUCCAAUAUACCAUAUAUCAGGGGUCACCAAUUAGUUUCGCUCAAGGUCCAUUUUCAGGAUUGAACCUGACCUUCGCGGUCUGCACAUUUAAAAAAAAAAAAUUAUUUAUUAACCCCUCAAUUCCCAUGCGGCACCAUAGAAAUUGAAACUCUACUUGUGUCUGCAAUACCCACAAUGGAGGUGUAUGCCAAUACAUUGUCUCAAACUUUUCAUUAAAUUUAAAUUUAAUCAUCAUUAAAAGUCCCUGAGUGCAGCAGUGAGUCUUCAGAAAUAAUUGUUAUGUAGAGUUUCAUUAAAUGUUCAAAAUUUAGAUCAUAUAACUAAUUCAACUCCAAGGCAAUGCAAAUGUGGCAUGGCAAUUAUUGUGAAUAACUUGUAGUAAUUUAAUGUAACAUAAUAUUUACAUGAAACUUUUGGAGUCAAGUGUCUCAGGACUCAUGAAUAAAACUGACCUUACUGA
Aricia agestis (brown argus) is the source of this 886-nucleotide messenger RNA. RefSeq names its product transcription elongation factor 1 homolog. The record is from RefSeq and is a predicted model, not a curated record. Lineage: Eukaryota; Metazoa; Arthropoda; Insecta; Lepidoptera; Lycaenidae. Gene Ontology annotation, biological process: transcription elongation by RNA polymerase II. The coding region runs from base 107 to 355 and encodes 82 amino acids. The transcript has 3 exons. Gene Ontology annotation, cellular component: transcription elongation factor complex. Gene Ontology annotation, molecular function: RNA polymerase II complex binding.